This is a messenger RNA of Pelagomonas calceolata, 1245 nucleotides long. Lineage: Eukaryota; Pelagophyceae; Pelagomonadales; Pelagomonadaceae. The record is from the annotation of a GenBank genome assembly.
CGCAGCGUUUUGCUUGCCGCAUAGCUGCAUCCUUGCGUAAAGACCAGUGUAUUUCAUUUGGCAAACAUACUGCAUCCGCACACGGCUGCACGCUGUCUGCUGCAUCUCGAGACCGCUACCAGCCUCUGCAGCCUCUGCUCGCCCAGCAGCCUGCAUGACAUUGUGGCACGCCGCGCGCCGCCUGGCGUCAUCAUCAUCCACAGCCAUGCGCCCGCUCCGGGUGGGCGUCGUCGGCGCCGGCGCCGUGGGCACGUACUUUGGGGUGCGGCUCGCGGAGCUCGGCCACGACGUGCGCUUCUUGGUGCGGAAGCGCCACGACGCUCCCAAAAAACUGGGCGUCACGAGCUGGCAGGGCGACUUCGUGCUGGAGGGCCCGACGAUCGUGCGGGAAGCGUCGGAGCUCGGCGACGAUUUAGAUUGGGUGCUCGUCGGCCUCAAGUCCACGGCGUUGGAACAGGAAAAUGUAUUACGGGACCUGCUCGAGCCCUGCGUCGCCCCGAAUACGCGGGUCCAGCUCCUGAUGAACGGUUUGGGCGCCGAGGAGAAGGCCGCCGAGAUUGUGGAUGCCAGACGCGUCCACGGCGGCCUCGUCUAUGGCGGUCUGUCGCGGCGGGGCUUUGAUGUUAAUCAUGCUGGCGUGCCCUGCGCCAUCCACGGCGGCUCGUUUGUGGAUGACGAAGCGGAGCUCGCGGCCGCGGAGCGGCUCUGGACGCCGGUCGAUCGAGAAAAACCGGCGGGCGCCGUGGCCUACGUGCCCCAGCCCUGUUUACUCCUGGCGCAGUGGUCCAAGCUCGCGUGGAACGUGCCCUUUAACGGCUGCACGGUGCUCGCGGCCGGCGCCGACGUCGGCGCGUUGUGGAGGGACGCCGCGGGUAGGGAGGCGGCCGUCGCGGUCAUGCGCGAGGUCUGCCGCGCGGCGAACGCGGACCUCGCGGCGCGCGGUAGUGCAGCCUCUCUGGACGAGGAGGCCGUCGUCGCGCGGCUGUCGGCCGUCACGGACGACAUGGCUCAAGUGGAUUACGUGCCGUCCACUACAAAGGACUUCCGCGAGGGCCGGCGCAUGGAGGUCGAGGCCAUAUUCGGGGAGCCGUUGAGGCGCGCUCUGGCGAACGGCGUGGCGACGCCGCGGCUCGAGGCCAUGGCGGCGCUGCUGCGCGUCGCGAACGACCGCGUCGCGCCUAGCUAGUAAUUCAAGUUUACAUUAAUGGAACAAAAAAAGGGCCCGGGAUGUGCAUGCGGAGUCGG